AUGCAAAAAUGGGGAUGGACAGGGAUGGCAGGAGGCCACUGAGUUAGUUCCCUUGGCAACAUCAUUGAAAUUGAUGCUGCUGAUUGGCUGCCCUUUGGAGAAGGGCAGGGCAGGGUGAGAGAUGAGCUCCUUAGAAGUCACGGGGUCUGUAGGGACAGCAUAGACUUCUUUGUCCCUUCCCUCCAGCAGCCUCUGCCAAACCAGGGCAGCAGUUCUGGGGGCUUCUGUGUCGCCCCCACCACUGGGAUGGCUGUUCCAGUGCUGUUGCUAGCCAGCGGCUUCAACCUGUGUUUCCUUAGUCCCGAGCCUUGUUUUGAGAAAGAAGGGCCCCCCCGCCCAGUUUUUAGCACAACAUGAAGGAGUUUGGUUCCUGCUGUUUGUAUAAUUGCAAGGCCCCAGCACAGGUAUUUAAGAACCAAAUGCCACGCUUGUGGGUAUGAGGGCGGAUCCUCCUAAACUGCUUUCUGUGAAUCCUCCUUAUGGCUCUACAAGUGUCAUGAGGCCUGAGAGCCCAUAGAAUGGGAUGUUCCUCACAGACUUUUAAAAGUUUGUGUUUUAUUGUUUACUGCAUGUCAGGUACAGUAUUGUAUAGCCUCCCCAUUUUGCAGAUGAGAAAACAGGCUCAGAGGGAAGAGCAGCUGCACCAAGAUGACUGCGCACACACAUGGCAGGAUUGGGAAUCGAAUGCCGAUAAACCUGAUAUUAAACCCUUACUCUUAACUGUCAUUGUUGUCUUCCUGAUCUUUUAUAGCGGAUGUUUUCAAACAUGUUUUGUUUUUAAUGAAGUAUAGUCGGUUUACAGUGUUGUGCUAAUUUCUGGUGUACAGCAUAGUGUUUCAGUUAUAUGUAUAUAUAAAACUUUUUUGAC
Molecule: messenger RNA, 868 nt
Organism: Vicugna pacos (alpaca)
Lineage: Eukaryota; Metazoa; Chordata; Mammalia; Artiodactyla; Camelidae
Source: RefSeq, a predicted model, not a curated record